GGGCAAGGCUUCGUGUCACUCCAAGGGGUUUGAGCCAAUAGUGAAGUCGGGGGCUCCUCGCGCUCGUCCGCUAUUGGCUUCGCCGCCUGGUGGGCUCGCCCCUUUCGUCCCCCUUGAAAAGGGCUAUAAGCGCCUGAGGCGGACGAAGCGAGACCGGCUCGGACGUGUGAAACUGUGCCAGGCAUCGGGCGGCGGGGCGGUCAUGGCGGCCGGGCUCGUGCUACUGACGCUGGGCUCCUUGCUCUGCGCCCUCAGAGGCGCCUCGGCAGCAGGGGCCAAAAUCACAACCUCUCCUGAAGUAACUUCUGGAUCAAAUGUGAUCAUUUCAUGUAACAUAAGUGACGCGCCAACACCUAUCAAAGGCAAUUACUGGAUGAAAGGGGAGACAAAGCUUGAUUCCAAUGUGACUGCUCUGGAUUUUACCUCCUACAUGAUCCCCAAGGUGGAUUACGAAACCUCGGGAGAGUACCACUGCGUCUUUGACACCACGCCCCCCUCAAAAGCAACGGUGCUCGUAAAAGUUAGUCCCAAUGUAAUACCCUACAAGAAGAUGGAGCAUGGAAACGAAGGAGACGCAAUAAUGCUGACUUGCAAGUGCAAUUCUUACCCCCCUGUUACCCAGUGGACUUGGUACAAGAUAGUAGACCAGGUGCCUCAGCCUGUUGCCAAUGGCACCGAAGAAAGAUUCUACGUCCGAUCCAACGGCACCAGGACAGAUCUUCGGAUCAUUUCUUUGAACUUGGAGAAGGACCCCGGGAAUUACGUGUGCAAUGGCACCAAUGAAGUCGGCGAAGGGAGCGCAGAGGUGAACCUGAGGGUGCGGAGCCGGCUGGCUGCUCUGUGGCCAUUCCUGGGGAUUGUAGCGGAGGUGUUGGUCCUGGUCACAAUCAUCUUCAUCUACGAGAAGAGGAGAAAGCCCAAUGAUGUUCCUGAGGAUGAUGAUGGAGGCUCUGCACCCCUAAAAGGCAACACUGCAAACAACAUGGACAAGAACGUGCGUCAGAGGAAUGCAAAUUAAGCCCACGGCAAGGUGGCACAUGAGACCUAAGCAGACGGCUUAGAUGUUUCUUCUGACACUUUCCUGCUGUAAAACCAAGAAUAUUUCUAGAACAUCCUUGCAUCCUUUUUUUAAAAAGGAAAACAAAAAAGCAGUGAGAGAUCUAUUAGCCUUUUACGUUUUAACCACACAUAAAAGUUUUUUCUUCCCGUCUUCACUGCUGAAUCUUGAGAGUUGGGGAAAGGAAAAUGGAAGGCAUGGGGAAAUGACAGUUCAAGAAAAUGUUGCCGGUUAGUCUUAAGAACCAUCAUCCCUCACUCAAGAAUGUGCUUUUCUCUCUCCCUCCCUCCCUCUCUCUCUCUCUCUCUCUUUCUCUUCUCUCUUUUCUCACUUUUUUUUUUAGUAGCAGACCAUAGGGGGAGUUAUUAAAUUAGUCCCAAUUUAAUGAUGCAGUAGCAUGAAGCAAUCCAGAGUUUUAAGUCACCUUCAACUUUAGGAAGGGCACAGCUUCGGCCCUUGAAUAAGUUCGGCCAGUAGAAGAGUUUGCCUCCCCUUCUCUUCCUUCCUCACUUGGUCUCCCUGGACCAGAAACUCCCCCAGUCUCACACGCCAUCUUCUCCGAAUCCCGGAGCGAAGAUGCCACGAAACAAAGGGCGGCGUGCUGCUUGCAUGUCAGCGUGUUUGUGUUUGGCUUCUCGAGCUUGGAAGACGACCGCCGCCUCCUGCCAUUCCUCUCUCCGGCCACUUGAGCCCUUUCGGGUCUCUCCCUGGAGAGACAAACAACGAUGGUGCCAUAAUUGCUCGGAAGACAAAGAUAAGGACAGUGACUUUCCUCCUGCCUCCUCCUCCCCCCGCCCCAAUCGCCCCGCCUCGGUGACAUCCAGAAGGGAGGCGAGAGUCCGAAGCUCAUAUGUUAUGUAGGGUUGUCUUUCCAGCUUAUCUUGGUGGUGUGUCCUUUCAGCCUCGUGACAUUUUCAAGUGGCAAAUAAUCACGGAGGCCGAAAGACACAAGCCAGGUUGACGUAGCUCUCGCGCAGCUCCUCCCAUCUUGUUCCCGACACCCGUUGGCCUCUGCCAAGCAAGGGAGAGAACGGUCUUUACAGCCUGUUGGGCUAACCCUUGUUUUGGUUACCAUUGGAAUAGGUUAUUAUUUUAAAUAAGCCAAACUUUCUCUCAAUAAAACAAACUCGGUUGUUUU
Molecule: messenger RNA, 2195 nt
Organism: Ahaetulla prasina
Lineage: Eukaryota; Metazoa; Chordata; Lepidosauria; Squamata; Colubridae
Gene: BSG
Product: basigin (Ok blood group)
Exons: 8
Coding region: 203-1018 (271 amino acids)
Cellular component (GO): neuron projection
Source: RefSeq, a predicted model, not a curated record